AUGCCUUUUCAGUCGGUGAUAAAAAAAAAAGGUUGGCGGCCACAAGCCUUAUCCUUUCUCGCGUCCUCUCAAGUUCUCUGCAAGAACUGUCUCUCUCGCCAAUAUGUCUCAGCUUCUGUCCAGACACACCGCCUCAUCGACGACCAACAAUUACGCAAAUCAACCAAAAACAUCCUAAGUUCAUGGUCACCUGUCCAGACCCUGUCACAACAAUUGAUUCCUUCUCAAUCAGUCCGUCCUCGUCUCAAACUACCCAGGCACUUCUCCAGUCUCACAAACACUGCACAGGAACCUCCUUACCACGACACUGACCUUGUUACUCAAUUUAGACUUGCGCUAUACCCCCCAUUAGAAACACAACCACAAAACAAAAACAAAAACAACAAAAACAGAAAAUCAUCAGCAAUCAAACAAAAGACAAUCAUUAGACGACAGCGAAGAAAACACCUCUUUGAGCGCUAUACUGAUCUCAAAAAACGUAGACUACUCAAUCAUCUCUCAUAUGAAGACUUUCGUACCCUCGUCGCAAUUCUCAUACCUAAUCCAGACAACCAACAAGCAAAACCAAUCGUACUGCAAACAAUAUCAGUCCUCGAAGAUCUUAAACAACUCUCGGCAGACCACUCCCACCUACAGUUCUCUCUCACUGAUGUCGAAACUCUCGUGUCUCUCUACAGAGAAACCGGCGCAACAAACGACGCAGCAUUGUUGCUCCACAAUCUCCACAGACUCGGAACAACCCCCACAGAAAGAUCUUACAGUGACAUGAUCGCAAUGCUCGCAAAAGCAGGAGAUGUCGAAAGUGCCCUGGGAUGGCUAAAGACAAUAAAAGCAUCCGGCGUCUGGCCACCCUCAAACUCAAUAAAGGGCUCAAUCGUCCAAGCCUGGCUCGAACUCGGCAAUGACACCGCAGCAAUUGACUUUUUACGGGAGCAUCCCGGAGAUGCUAUCAUUAGCACCUCAGAUACGAAACCCAACUCGAAUCCCAACCACAAUAAUAAAAUUAACAUCAACGACAUAAACGACGACGACAAAGAUGCUUUGCUGGACAUGGCCCUAGACGUCUUUUUCAACGAGUCUCUCAAACGCUGGCGACUCAAUGACUGUAGGGCAAUCUACAGACUCAAACAAAAAAGAGGCUAUUCCACAUCAUCGCUCUUGAGCAGACUCACCUACAAGACCAUACACACCUUCCAGACCCACACAUCAUUGAAUCUCUUGCAGGACACCCUGGAUCUCAAAGACACGGCUGGGUGCGGAAUAGUAGCCGGCCAGAUGAUUAAGUACUGCAUCAGCACAAAAAACCUAGCCAUGGCUGUCAACAUCUGCAAACACGCGGACCAUUCACAAAACAGUAUCUCGGUUGACCACUACACACAUCUCAUAACAAAGCUUGCCCAUGCUCGCUAUUCUGUAGACCUGAUGACCAUCUACCGUCAAUUCACCCAGAAAUACCCACAAUCUCUCUCCAUCUCUCUCUACACCACCAUCAUCCAAGGCCUCACCGCAGCCAAGCAGUAUCACAGCGCACUCCAGGUGCUUGGAGACCUGCGGCAGACUAUACCCGACCAUCAACUUGACGAAAAUUCGUUUUUGCCGCUCUACAAGCUCUGCGCACAGGCCGGAUACCUCGACCUUUUCAAACAGACCUUUGCGCUCAACAAAUCGCUCGGACGACCCCUGACUCACAAAGCGUUCACCUCUCUCAUGGCCUGCUACGUAACCGCCAAGGAUCCAGAGUCUGCCAAGGCUGUGUUUCAGGCCAUCAUGGCCGAAACCAAGGGACCUGACACGGUUGACUUCAACCUUCUCAUCCGUGCCACCGCGCUCGAGAAAACCGACGGCGACUCGCUCGAGAAGAUCUUUGAGAUCAUCCGGCACAUGAAGACAGCCGACAUCAAUCCGGACCAGACGACCUUGAGAACUCUUCUGGACAUCUACAAAACCGGAGACCUGGCUGACAUGCUUCUGCAGAAACUAAUCAAUGAUCCACACGCCACCCACUCGGACAACAUCUGGCUCAAUAACCUGUCCAUGACGCGCCUUCUCAAAAACACGCCUCCGUCAACCGUGGCCAGUAUAUUCCUGUCCAACAAACGCGACAAACUGCUCAAGUCGUCCACAAAAGGAGUCCCGAUUGCAUCGGACGGAAUGUCCUACCAGAUCCUGAUUGACGCGCUAACCAAGAGUCCGACAAAUGUCCACAUAGCCGAAUCACUCUACCAACACAUGCACUCCCGGGGCCACAAAGCCAGCCAAAGUCUACACCAUCAGAUGAUCCUGGCCUGGGCUAGAAAAGGCCGGAUGGCGAAGGCGCGCAGGAUGGUGGUGCGGAUGGAAGAGGAGAUUGGCGAGAAGGCAGGCAUCGAAGCAUUCAGUAUAAUCAUUAGCGGCUACCUUGGACACAAUCAACGGGAAAAUGCGCAAAGAAUCAUAGAUGAGGAUCUGGCCCAGCGCGGACUUGUUCCUGACCAAAGAUUGCUGAAUAUUCUUAGUGAAUAUGACAAGAAUGGCAACAUAUAUUCCUCAUCACCCACUACUGCAAUUACAACGACAACUACAACGACAACUACAACAGCUACAGCUACAGCUACAGAUACAGAUACAGCUACAGCUACAGAUACUACUACUGACAACCCAGACAACCAUGGACUGUAA
Molecule: messenger RNA, 2658 nt
Organism: Phycomyces blakesleeanus NRRL 1555(-)
Lineage: Eukaryota; Fungi; Mucoromycota; Mucoromycetes; Mucorales; Phycomycetaceae
Exons: 1
Coding region: 1-2658 (885 amino acids)
Molecular function (GO): protein binding
Source: RefSeq, a predicted model, not a curated record